Messenger RNA from Diversispora eburnea, 1692 nucleotides. NCBI's taxonomy places the organism in Eukaryota, Fungi, Glomeromycota, Glomeromycetes, Diversisporales, Diversisporaceae. The record is from the annotation of a GenBank genome assembly.
AUGUAUCAAGCACCCGAAGAAAUAACAACUAAUGAUUCAUUAACUUUGGGUCAAUUGAAAAAACUCCAAAAAGAAUUUACAUUCACCUAUGCCGAUAGUGAUAACUUUUACAAAGAGAUUGAUGAAUUUUAUAGUUAUGUCGAAAUUUCUCAAUGUUUGGAAAAUAAAAAAACUUUUGAAGAAUGGUUUGAUGGAUCGUGGAUAAAUAGUACAAUUUCCGAACGUAGAACAUGUAUUGAGUAUUUGUUAGAAACAUUAGAAUUAAAAGAUCCUGCCAAAAGAUUUUCUUCUGCGAGGAAACUUUUGUAUAUUGCUCAAGGAACAUUUGGAGAAUUAACAAAUCCCGAACAACAAUUAGAAUGGAUAAAAGAAAAUAAUAAAUUAUUAAGAAAUUGUGGAGCUUUAUUAUCAUAUUUUCAAGCUUUAAAAUUGGCAUGUCGAGUACAUGAUCAUUAUAGUCGUCCGGAUAGUACAACGGAACGACAAAUGUAUAUGGAAGAUGUUAAUAUGGAAAUUGGAUUUUAUUUAACAUUAUUAUAUAUGUUGACUGAAGUACAUCGAGGUGAUGAAUCUUUUGGAACGGAAUUAGCCGACUUGAACCCACCAAUGACCGUAUUUCUCUUUGAUCUAAUCGCUUCACUAAGAGAAAAAGAAAAAAAUGCUAAAGGUUAUCCUGUCAAAAAGUUACUCCUAGUGUUAUGGAAAGUCAUUUUAACCAGUAUUGGAGAAUUAAGUGAAAUAAAGAAUUUAAAAAAUGUGAUACGUGAAAUUAACGGAUUACCUCCGAUCCAAGAUAAAGAAUUAACACCCAAAGUUCCGAAUUCAAUUCAAGAAGCUGGUGAUUUAUAUCUUAAAUUUGUUUAUAUCAGUUUGGGAACUUGGCAAUGUUGGAAAGAAAUUGAAGAAAUGAAAAAAUGUCAAAUUGGUAGUUCGCAAUUUCAGUUAAGUCCACAACAAUGUUGCGUAAGUGAACAACAGCAACAACAAAGUGAUUCGAGUGUUGUACAUAAUGAUGAUGUAAAUAAUGUAAAUGGUCAACAAAAAAAGAAUAAUGAUAAUUAUUAUAAACAACAAAUAAAGAGGAAUUUGGAAAGAGAAAAAAAUGAAGCGAAUGAAGAAGAGAAUGAAGUGAGUGAAAAGAAUGAAGGGAAUGAAAAGAAUGAAGUGAAUGAAGAGAAUGAAGAGAGUGAAUAUGAUGAUUAUUGUUGGAGAAAUUUCUUUACGGCAAUAAAUUUCCUUCUUUCUCAUCCUUUAUUAGAAUUAUACGCUCUUAAAGUAUUAAAAAAUCAAAUCCCUUUUAUCGGAAGGAAAUGGCGACAGAGUAACAUGAAAAUAAUCACUUCAAUAUAUUUAAAUUGUCGUCCUGAUUUAAGGGAUGAAUGGAUAGCACCAACUGAUGCGGAUGCUGAAGUUGAAGAAGCUUUGGUAAAUGCAGCAUAUUUAUAUGCCGAUGAUUUAUUAUUGGAUGAAUCAUUUACGGAAAAUUGGGAACAAUGGGUACAAGAUGAAGUUUAUAGUUUUUCGGUGACCCGACCUCACUUGAAUAGUGGAAUAUUUGGAUGGGUAAAUUGGGUAAAUGGAAUGGGAAUAAAUGGUCCUUUGUCAUCCGAUGAAAUAAUUAUAUAUCAACCCACUCCUUAUCAAAGUGAUCAAAGCGAUCAGGGUGAUCAGAAUGAAGACGAUGAUGAUUAG